CGCCGGCAUCAUGGGCGGCCAGUGCUCGAAGCAAGUGCAACACUGCAAGGCCGUGGCCUACGAGAAGCGAGCUCUGCGCGACCUCCUUGACUCCUGCGGAGCCGCGUUCCCCGGCUCCGACCACUUUCCGGCCGACCGGAAGUCCUGGAUGUCCGCCCUCGGCCCCGGCGAGCUCCGGCUCCAUCAGAUCGUGUGGCCGGGGACCCACGACUCUGCCACUGACUCCAUCGGUAUCCCCUGCAUCACCCGCCCCUUCGCCAAGUGCCAGUCCUUCUCCGUCUACGGCCAGCUCUGCCUCGGAGCACGCCUACUAGACGUCCGCGUCCAGAAAGAUCGCCGGGUCUGCCACGGAUCCCUCGUCUCCUACCCCGUCGACCGCGUCCUCGAUGACGUCAAGCGCUUCCUCGAAGAAACAAAGCACGAGCUCGUCGUCCUCGAGCUCCGAACAGAGUUCGGCCACGAGGACCCCCCUGACUUCGACAAGUUCCUCGUCGAGCGCCUCGGCGACUUCCUCAUCCCCCACGACGAGGCCGUCUUCGCCAAGACCGUCGCCGACGUGCUUCCGCGGCGCGUAGUGUGCGUGUGGAAGCCGCGGAAGGCGGCGCCGCCGGCGGCCGGAGGCCCUCUGUGGGGCCCGCAGUGUCUGCGGGACCACUGGAUUGACACCGACCUUCCGAUGACCAAGUUCGAGAACAACUUGCGGCGGCUAGGGGAGCAGAAUCCGGCGGCGAAGAGGGGGUACUUUUACCGGGUGGAGAACACGGCGACGCCGCAGGCGGACAACCCCGUGGUCUGCGUGCGGCCGGUGACGGGGCGGAUACGCCAGUACGCGAGGCUGUUCAUCUCGCAGGCCUUCAAGAAGGGGAUCGCCGACCGGCUGCAGGUGUUGUCCGCGGACUUCAUCGACGGCGACUUCGUCGACGCGUGCGUGGGUUUGACUCUAGCGAGAAUGCAGAGGAAGGCAUAACCCAUGAUUGCACUCUUCUUCAUAAUAUUAUUAUUAUUAUUCACCGUAGAAUUAUGUGUGAUAUUAAAUCUUGAGUGUGUUUUUUUUUUGGUAAAAUGUUAAAAAUGUAAAUAUAUUUACAUGGUAUUUCUUAAAGGAGGAAUAUAAAUAAAUUCG
Messenger RNA from Zingiber officinale, 1123 nucleotides. RefSeq lists its product as uncharacterized. Gene Ontology annotation, molecular function: phosphoric diester hydrolase activity. Gene Ontology annotation, biological process: lipid metabolic process. Lineage: Eukaryota; Viridiplantae; Streptophyta; Magnoliopsida; Zingiberales; Zingiberaceae. Bases 11 to 967 code for a protein of 318 amino acids. The record is from RefSeq and is a predicted model, not a curated record. The transcript has a single exon.